Geodia barretti is the source of this 2177-nucleotide messenger RNA. Lineage: Eukaryota; Metazoa; Porifera; Demospongiae; Tetractinellida; Geodiidae. The record is from the annotation of a GenBank genome assembly.
AUCCCUGUAAUAUUGAACACAAACAAGCCCCCGCGACGGAGAGGACGUGGAGCUCUAUGGCUAACUCUGUACCUCCCGCGGUGGUAAGGAUAGACGGCAAGGAAUGGGUGCUGCCGCUGGAAGUCAGCUUCAGAACAGUUCUGGAUGUCCUGGCUCAAGUCAUGCCUGCAUUGAAUCCACUUCCUACUGCCUUCGAAUACGAAGACGAAGAUGGAGAUAGAAUCACAGUGUGCAGCGACGAAGAACUGACGGCAAUGAUAUCGUUUUGUCACUGGAGGAACAGGCACUCGGGCAGAUCGCACCCUCUCAGUAUAUAUCCUAAAGCCAAGAAAAAGAAGAAUAAACUCAACUUGGAAGUAAACACCAGAGCUCCACUUACUUCUGCUGGCAAAUCUAACCCUAGCAGCAGUGAGAGCAUGCACAGCAGAAGUGGGAGUUUCAGAAGAGCCAACGAGAAGACGGCGCUGGUCAAACUCAUCUCAGAGGGACAGAUCACCAGACAAGACUUGCAGUAUCUGGAGAUACUCGGUCACGGAAACGGAGGCACUGUGUACAGAACUUUCCACCAGCCAUCCAAGGUGAUAAUGGCGGUGAAGGUGAUCGCAUUGGACGCCACACAAGAAGAGCAGAGACAGAUUAUGGCAGAACUGGACAUCCUUCACAAGUGUGAUUCUAGCUACAUCAUUGGCUUUUACGGUGCCUUCUUCGCCGAAAACAGAAUAUCGAUAUGUGCGGAGUACAUGGACGGUGGUAGUUUGGAUGGUUACGGAGCUAUUCCAGAACCUGUUCUUGGCAGAAUUAUCGUUGGGGUCGUGAAGGGGUUAAAUUACCUCUGGAGCUUGAAGAUCAUGCACAGAGAUAUCAAGCCGUCCAACGUGCUGGUGAACACUCAGGGAUGUGUGAAGCUCUGUGACUUUGGAGUGAGCGUCCAGCUGCUUACCUCACUCACCAAGACCUUCAUCGGAACCAACGCUUACAUGGCUCCGGAACGGAUCCUGGGCGGGGAAUAUGGAAUCCAUUCUGAGAUCUGGAGUUUGGGACUUUCAACUCUAGAGAUGGCACUUGGAAGAUUCCCCUAUCUGCCAGUAAGUCACACCCACUCCCCUUACCCACACUUUUGAGGUAGCCACACCCCCAGGGUCCCUAUGCGCCCAGCUAGGCAGGACAGAUUUCGCAAUGUGUAACCACAGUACACACCUGCCUGUCUAUACCUCCUUGUUUAUCAGUGCCCUCCCACUGCUAAUGGUAGUGGUUUUUGAUAACAAAAUGUUGUCUCAUUGUGGCUACUAAUAAUUUUGCUGAGUCUGUAUUCUUUCUGCAGGAAGGAUCCAAACCCUCAAGUCUUGUGGUAAGGAAUAGCUCUGAGGUCAUGUGACUAAGCUCUAGAGUUAUGUGACCUAGCCCUGAAAUCAUGUGACUAACUUAUUAUUCCCGAUGUUGUAUUCAAUCUGCAGCCAUUUGAGCUUCUUCAGUGUAUAGUUAACGAGAAACCCCCCACACUUUCUUUGGAGCACUUCUCUCCAUCUCUAAUAGAAUUCACCCAGCAAUGCAUGCAGAAACUACCCAAGGCAAGACCCGGUAUCACUGCCCUCCUGCAACACCCGUUCCUUCUUCACUAUGACGAUGGGGGAGAGGAGGUGAUAGCGGUGUGGGUGCGCCGGCUCCUGGAGCAGAUGAGGAUAAUGCAGAGGUUCCCCUCAGACACCUCCCUCGCCUCCACCUCCAGCUCCGUCGCCAGCGGCUGGUCCGGCACCAGUCUCGGACGCUCCAUUAGCAGCAGCGGUGGUACCGGAGGUCAGAGUUCAAAAUUUGGCGGGACAAUUCCAGCUGGUUCCUCGCUGGCCCCCCACCACCACCUUCCUCCAGCACCUCACAUCCCACCUGGCACCGGUUCCACAGUUGGCCACGCCCCCUCGUCAAGUCACCAUCAUCCUCUCAUGGACAUUUCAUGAGGUUCAGCUUCCACGACAUAAAAUUCACUGGUGCUUUUUGUUUUCUUAUUUUGUACGUGUGAAAUUUUAUGUAAAGUCUUCGUGAUUUUUAAUAGUCUUGCACUCUUUUUUGCAAUUUUUAUACAUGAAAGAUACUUUCUUUAAACUUUGAUGGCGAAUUUGAAGCUGGGGUUGAUAUAAAGCUGCUGAUGUUGAGGGAAAGAGGUGAGAGGUGAUAAUAAUUCA